CGCCCGCGCCGUCCUCGCCACGCGCCAUAGGUCAAGGCGCCGCCACCUCCCGGCGCCGAGAUGGCGGACCCAGCCGAAUGCAGCAUCAAAGUGAUGUGCCGGUUCCGGCCCCUCAACGAAGCCGAGAUCCUCCGCGGGGACAAAUUCAUCCCCAAAUUCAAAGGCGAGGAGACGGUCGUGGUCGGGCAAGGGAAACCCUAUGUCUUCGAUAGAGUGUUCCCUUCAAAUACAUCCCAAGAGCAAGUCUAUAAUGCUUGUGCCAAGCAGAUUGUUAAAGAUGUUCUUGAGGGAUACAAUGGUACAAUUUUUGCUUAUGGUCAAACAUCCUCAGGAAAAACACAUACCAUGGAGGGGAAGUUACAUGACCCACAGCUAAUGGGAAUAAUUCCAAGAAUUGCACAUGACAUCUUCGAUCACAUCUAUUCCAUGGAUGAAAACCUAGAAUUUCACAUAAAGGUUUCCUACUUUGAGAUUUACUUGGACAAAAUAAGGGAUUUGCUGGAUGUUUCAAAGACAAACCUUGCAGUUCAUGAAGACAAGAACAGAGUUCCAUAUGUCAAGGGCUGCACAGAAAGGUUUGUCUCUAGUCCUGAAGAAGUAAUGGAUGUAAUUGAUGAGGGGAAAACAAACCGCCAUGUAGCUGUUACAAACAUGAAUGAACACAGUUCUAGAAGUCAUAGCAUCUUCCUAAUUAAUAUCAAACAAGAGAAUGUUGAAACUGAAAAAAAACUCAGUGGGAAGCUUUAUUUGGUGGAUUUGGCUGGGAGCGAAAAGGUCAGCAAAACGGGCGCAGAGGGCUCUGUUCUUGAUGAAGCCAAAAAUAUUAAUAAGUCUUUGUCUGCUUUGGGCAACGUGAUCUCAGCACUAGCAGAAGGAACUAAAACACAUGUCCCAUAUCGAGACAGCAAGAUGACCAGGAUUCUUCAGGACUCCUUAGGUGGAAACUGUAGAACCACCAUUGUCAUCUGUUGCUCCCCGUCCAUCUUCAAUGAAGCAGAAACCAAGUCUACUCUAAUGUUUGGGCAGAGAGCGAAGACCAUUAAGAAUACAGUCUCUGUGAAUCUUGAGCUGACUGCUGAAGAAUGGAAGAAAAAAUAUGAGAAGGAAAAGGAAAAAAACAAGACAUUGAAGAAUGUUAUCCAGCAUCUGGAGAUGGAACUGAACAGGUGGAGAAAUGGAGAGGCUGUUCCUGAGGAUGAACAGAUCAGUGCUAAGGACCAAAAGAAUUUGGAACCAUGUGACAAUACACCCAUCAUCGAUAAUAUUGCACCUGUUGUUGCCAGUAUCACAACGGAGGAGAAGAGGAAAUACGAUGAAGAGAUUACUAGUCUCUACAGACAAUUGGAUGAUAAGGAUGACGAAAUCAAUCAACAGAGUCAAUUGGCAGAGAAACUAAAGCAGCAGAUGUUGGAUCAAGAUGAGCUUUUGGCUUCCACUAGGAGAGAUUAUGAUAAGAUCCAAGAGGAACUCACUCGUCUCCAGAUUGAAAAUGAAGCUGCGAAAGAGGAAGUGAAAGAAGUUCUUCAGGCUCUGGAGGAACUGGCUGUUAAUUAUGACCAGAAGUCACAGGAAGUGGAGGACAAGCUGAGAGCUAAUGAACAGCUAGCUGAUGAACUUGCACAGAAAACAUCUGCCCUGACAACUACACAGAGAGAGUUGGGACAGUUGCAAGAACUCAGUAAACAUCAGAAGAAGAGAGCUACUGAGAUCUUGAAUUUACUGCUUAAGGACCUUGGCGAGAUUGGAGGAAUCAUUGGUACUAAUGAUGUUAAAACGUUAGCAGAUGUGAAUGGAGUGAUUGAGGAGGAGUUCACCAUGGCAAGGCUCUACAUCAGUAAGAUGAAGUCCGAGGUGAAAUCUCUGGUGAACCGUAGCAAGCAGCUGGAAAGUGCCCAGAUAGACUCCAACAGGAAGAUGAAUGCCAGCGAGAGGGAACUUGCCGGUUGUCAACUCCUUAUCUCUCAGCAUGAAGCAAAGAUAAAGUCUCUCACAGACUACAUGCAGAACAUGGAGCAUAAACGAAGGCAGCUAGAAGAGUCACAGGAUUCACUUAAUGAGGAGUUGGCCAAAUUGCGUGCUCAAGAAAAAAUGCAUGAAGUCAGUUUCAAAGAUAAAGAGAAGGAGCAUUUAACCUUGCUGCAGGAUGCAGAGGAAAUGAAGAAGACACUAGAGCAACAGAUGGAGAGUCACAGGGAAGCUCACCAGAAGCAGCUGUCCAGGCUGCGAGAUGAGAUUGAGGAGAAGCAAAAAACCAUUGACGAGAUCAGAGAUAUGAAUCAGAAGCUGCAGCUGGAACAAGAAAAACUGAGUUUGGACUAUGAAAGAUUGAAAGCAGAAGAUCAAGAACGGGAAAAGAAGCUGGAGAAGCUAAUACUGCUUAACGAUAAAAGGGAACAAGCAAGAGAAGAUCUUAAGGGACUGGAAGAAACUGUGGCUAGAGAGCUCCAGACCCUCCAUAACUUGCGCAGACUCUUUGUUCAAGACCUCACCACCAGGGUGAAAAAAAGUGUUGAACUAGACAGUGAUGAUGGAGGUGGAAGUGCUGCUCAGAAGCAGAAAAUCUCCUUUCUGGAAAACAACCUGGAACAACUUACAAAGGUUCACAAGCAGCUGGUACGUGAUAAUGCAGAUCUUCGUUGCGAGCUUCCUAAGCUGGAAAAACGACUCCGAGCUACGGCAGAGAGAGUUAAGGCCUUGGAGAGUGCUCUGAAGGAAGCCAAGGAGAAUGCCAUGCGAGACCGGAAACGAUACCAGCAGGAAGUAGACCGCAUUAAAGAGGCUGUAAGAGCCAAGAACAUGGCAAGGAGAGCACACUCUGCUCAGAUUGCCAAGCCUAUACGCCCUGGUCAUUAUCCAGCAUCUUCUCCAACAGCCAUCCAUGCCAUUCGAGGAGCAGGAGGGUAUUACCACAACAUGAAAUAAACACCAGGUGAGCUCAUGAUAAAAUUGCAGGCUCCACUUCGCACGUGAAAAAUCAUCAUCAGCUCACUAGUUCCUUUCCCUUUUGGACUGGAUCUGUACUUCUGUUCAUUGUACGCAUUCUUAUAGCCUUCUGCAGUGCACCGGUUUCAAAUAUUUUUCUGCUUUGUAGAAUCUCCAUGUGUACAGAAGUGUGCCCGACCUGUCUUUUCUUCUGAAACCAUGUACAGUGUAUCUAACACACGCACUUAAGCUAACAGUAGGAGUUUGCUGCUCAAUCUCUUUCACUGACUGACUGCAUUUUUGACCCUGUUGUGCCAGUUACUUUGGGGCUUUCAUGCUGGCACUGAUGCUUUUUUUGUUCUGUUUCAAGUACUUUGGUGCAUCACUAAAAUGCUGGUACCUGGCAUCAAAGAAUUAACAAUUCAACAACCAAGUGCCAUCAAAAGCAGGUGAUUGUGCUCCAUCUUUCUGAUUUCCUGUAAAAUAUGCAUAUUAUUUUAUAUUUUUAGAAGAUGACAAUGUGCAGUUAUUUGGUUUUUGUUUUUCGAACCUAACAUGCUUUCAAAAAGUACAGCUCCGCAAUUUAGCAUUUUUAAUACCCUGGUGAAAUCUUUAAACUUGUAUUUAAAAUGGGAGAGAACACAGAAUCAUUAGUACACUUAUUCGGUAGAGAUCAAACUCUGAGGAUGUAGAGCAGGCAUAGGCAAACUCCGGCCCUCCAGAUGUUUGGGACUACAAUUCCCAUCAUCCCUGACCACUGGUCCUGUUAGCUAGGGAUGAUGGGAAUUGUAGUCCCAAACAUCUGGAGGGCUGGAUUUUGCCUAUGCCUGAUGUAGAGAUAUGUGUUAGUGUAGCUCUAGAAUCUCUUGAAAUUCAGUGGUCACAUGGGCACAUCAUACUCUCUAAACGUUGCAUUUGAUCUGCCUUGUAAUAACACAUAAUAGGUCAGGUUUUCUGACAGCCACGUGAAAAGCAUGGUUCUGGUUAAAAUGAAAUUGAAAGAUACAUUUACAAAAGCAGCUGAAACCAUUGCCAUCCUCUUCCUAACUCAACUUCUUCAUGAUUUUGAGAAGCCAGAAAUAAGAGAUAAAUUAUCUGCUGUACUGAAAGGAAGAUUCUCUUCAGGAUGUUGAGGGAGAAUAGGUUUGCAUGCUUAGUGUGCAGUGCAACAAAAAAGAAAAAUGAUGGAAGAUAACUCUUUUUGUUUAAAAUGAAAUAAGAUGAAAUAAGAUAACAGUAUAUGCUGGAAAUGAACAAUAUGCAAGUCUGCCUAGAGAUAGUAUAGUUUUAUAGCUUACUCACCAUUAGUGAGAUAGACUUCUUUUUUCAAUUCUUUCUUAAUGACAUAUGUAGGGUGUCAGAUUUUAUUUCUAGUGGAGAUGAAACAUAGCCAUAGGAAAUGUUAGAUAGGCAGGCAGGUGUUAAAUCUGUAGCUUAAUAUGUCUGUUGUGUUUCUUUCAUGUAGUACACACACACACACACACACACACUACAUCUACAACCAUGCACAUUAAAAUGUAUUGUCUUGAAAGACUAUUUCAAAAUGACUGAAUUAGGAGUUUACAUUCAUUCAGUCCUGUCUGCUGCUGUGGCAUUUUUUAUUUAUAUUUUUUAAUUAAGGGUAAGUUUGGGGGCGUCUGAAUGUUUUUCGCUUAUAGACAUAUUUUUAAAAGCUAACUCAUUAAAACCCUAAAGCCUUUGGAAAGAUUGUGAAUUGACUUCAGACGUUUUGUCCUGGUGUUGUUUUAGAAGCUCUCAAACUUAGCAAAGAUAUUCAGGUUUUGCUUAAUUUAUUAAGGGUUGCACUAUCUGUGUGGGAGAGACUUUUGUAACAUAUUUAAUGAAAUAUUGAAUCUUUUGCAUUUGUUUAAUUUAUUUUGUUACUUUUUUUAAAAUAUAAAAAACCCUCUUUGUUUCCAAAUACACAUGUAUUAAGCACUG
This is a messenger RNA of Lacerta agilis (Sand lizard), 4863 nucleotides long. RefSeq names its product kinesin family member 5C (gene KIF5C). The record is from RefSeq and is a predicted model, not a curated record. Gene Ontology annotation, biological process: microtubule-based movement. NCBI's taxonomy places the organism in Eukaryota, Metazoa, Chordata, Lepidosauria, Squamata, Lacertidae. Gene Ontology annotation, molecular function: ATP binding; microtubule binding; microtubule motor activity. The transcript has 26 exons. The coding region runs from base 61 to 2922 and encodes 953 amino acids.